Molecule: messenger RNA, 4527 nt
Organism: Anopheles stephensi (Asian malaria mosquito)
Lineage: Eukaryota; Metazoa; Arthropoda; Insecta; Diptera; Culicidae
Product: CD109 antigen-like
Exons: 8
Coding region: 97-4056 (1319 amino acids)
Cellular component (GO): extracellular region
Molecular function (GO): endopeptidase inhibitor activity
Source: RefSeq, a predicted model, not a curated record
CUCGGCGAUGAUGUAGCCAGCCGACCAGCCUAUCAGCUCGAACCAUUCAAGACAUUCAGUCUUCAGCCUUUAGCCGUAAAGGCGAGAGUGUGCAAAAUGUUCUCCCGGGUGGCGAUUUGUUGUGUAGUGUUGUGUACAUUCGCCGUAUUAGCCGAUGAAGGCGAUUACAUCUCCAUCCUCACAACCUGGACAUCUGCUGGAAGCGAUAAUGUGAGCAUCAUACUGGCAAACAUGGACACCACUGCCAGCACUUUCGAGAUAGAAAAUAUCGGGCUGGAGGAGGGUGAUGUGAUCGUGACCACCACCGUUAAUCCCAGGCACGUUCAGCUCUACCUCAUUCCACCCGAAUGGAGUUACGCCGCUAGUGAUCGUGAAGCGAUUCAGCUAGAUAUCGUUACCUCCUCGAAAACUCCCGACGAAGCACGUCUGACGGGACAAAUUAAACUAGCCCAGCAGCCUAAAGUGUUAAUACAACUCAGUGACACCUUACAUACCCCGGGAGACUUUCUAAAGUUUCGCAUCAUACUAACGGACGAAGUGAACAAGCCUUUCCCCAGGAGUGAGCAUCCGUUCGACCUGACGAUCGCGCUGCACCACGAAUCACAGCACACGGUGGCAUCCUGGGACAGUCGGCUCGCUCCGGGCGAUAUCUACAGUGGGCAGCAUCUGUUUGCCGAUGAUCGAGAUAUUGGCGAUUGGAACUUAACGGUGACGAUCGGAGAGCAGACCACAUCGAAGCGGUUUCAAGUGAUGCUACAUUCAGCUCCGAUUCACAAAAUAGCGAUCAAAACUGACGAACUAAUCACACGCCAAGAUACGCAUAUUGCGAUUGCCGUUGAAGCUAGCUACACGUUCGGGAAGCCUCUCCGUGGAACACUAACCCUGACCGUAUCGGGAGAUGAUGAUCAGCGGGUGGAGCGAUCGUCCCCCAUUGCUGGUAACAAGAUCGUAAUGAUUCCGAUGGAUGAAAUAAUGUCCAGCCGGGACACAUCUGCCGAGAGGAUUAUUCACAUUAACGCUUCAGUGUCCUCGACGAAUGGAUUAACUCAGCGUGUUUACAGUCAAGCCAGAUCGAUUCCAGUUUACCCAUCAUCGUACAAGUUGGAGGUGCUGAGGAUGGUUGACUUUACACCCGGACAGAAUGCAACCCUGUUCAUCAGAGUGACUAAAGCAAAUGGGAAACCACUAAAAGAAUUGAGCAACAGCAAAAGGAGCGUAUCGGUUAGUGUGAAGUUCCACAACGAGGAUUCAAUCAUUAGCCGUAACUUCGUACAAUCGUUGGAUAGGGAUGGUACGGCGAUCCUGUCACUCGCUACCGAUAGCAUUACGGAGCUUCUAACAGUGGAGAUGCGAUACGAGGAUGUGUCCGCUUCCAUAACGCUCGAGCCAGCCUAUAGUCCCCAGAUUCAUGUGCUGGUUGUGAGUUCUAGCCAGUACGAACAGAAGGAAGGGUUCACGCUCACGCUCGUAUCGUCCCAUCCGAUGGACGGAGUGCUGGCGGUGAUCCGUAAGCACAAUGGUGAAAACAUUCCAAUCUUGAUUUACUGCGAGCUGCAAAACUAUCACGAGCAUUUCGUACCGUUGGUGCGACCCGGUGAUGUGAAGCGGGUCUACGUUUUUGGGAGAUUCGAAGGAACGUUAGUGCAAGCGUCGACGCCUUACCAGGAACCUGCUCCGUCUAGUCGGGUGAAUCUCUAUAUGAAUGGUACGGAUAUAAGGGUAUUCGCGAAAGGAGAUUCAUCUCGCGUCGGUAUGGCAGUUUACGAGGGCUUGCUAGUUGAAGACCAGUUGGAGAGCAUCUAUGCGCGGUCCAUGUUCAACGGAUCGGUCUAUCCAGAGUCUGAAGACGUUUUCCCGCUGUCCAUCAACGACUUGAUAGUGAUGGCGCCGCUCCAACUGCUUGAGGCAGGCAGCCAACAAGACACCAUCGGAACAACGCCAUUAAAUCGUUUACUUCAUUGGGAGGAAGGCACUACAAGCAAUCAAAAGGCAUCGUUUCAAUUCCAACCUCCACCACACAUCAACCAGCUGACGGUAAGUGCAUUCGUGUUUAGCCCUACCCGAGGACUCGGUAUCGCCGAACCGAUCCACUGGCAACGUCAGCAGGACCUGGAGAUCUACCUGCACAUCCCAUACUCGGCGAAAAAGUUGGAACCAGUCACGGUCGACGUUUAUAUCGUAAACAAUCGCCUCGAAACGGUGCAGUUUCUGCUGGUGGAGCUGUUGAACCGAGCCAACGAGUUCCAGUUCCUCAACAACUCCGGACGUACUGAUGCUACUCACAAAAUCUUGUACGGUCGACUGAUGCCGAACGAGGUACAGCGUGCAGAGUUCCUGAUACGUCCCAGGAAGCUAGGCUCGAUUACGCUUAAAGCAAACGCUUACACCGAAGGCAACGUAAUCGCUAGGGCGGAAACGAUCCUUCGCACCAUACCGGAGAGUGUACAACAAAUGGGUAGUAUCGUGCGUUUGUUCAGCGUCGACAAUUCGACUGAAAGUUUGGACGAAGUUAAGAUCCCGAUUCCGCGCACGGUUGAUUGCGGAUCGGAGAAGAUCACCCUGUCGCUGCAUCGCGAACAGCUUCAGAUUGCUUCACUGCCGGUAAGCUUACUGCUCGACAAGCUGGUCCCAGCAGAUCCCUGUACGGAGAGCAUGAAGGCAUCCCUGACGCUGGACGUACUGGAGCUAGCUAAGCUGGAGUGGACCGAGCGGAAGACUCUCGCUGAAAGCAUGGCCAACGAAUCGACCACUAAGAUAUUGGAGUAUAGCAACACGAAUGGCUACUUUACCAUUCCCGAUCAGCAUACGCCCUCGUCCAAGUGUUGGGACACGGUCAUUGCAGUACAAGCGCUAAUCGCCUCCAACAGACAUCUCCACCGUACAGAUGUCGAGGGUGCCAUUGCAGCUGCUCUUGAUUGGUUAAAGACACAGCAGGCAAGCGAUGGCCGCUUCUGUACCGAGGAAGAUGAGCAAGAUGGGGUGAAAGCAGUCGAAAAGACUGCCCACGUGUUGCUGGCGUUUCUCGAAGCGAGGAAACACAUCUGGCGCUUCGUUUCCGUUAUCGAUAAAGCAAGAAACUAUUUGCUUUCUGGCACGGUGAACCUUCGUGAACCUCACCAUCUUGCGCUGGUUGGACACGUGUUGCAAUUUUCUUUAGCACGCCCAACUGGGAAGGAAAAUCGUGCCCUGAUCGACGAACAAGUAUCGCACAUUCUGAGUGAACUGUUGGACCGCAAAGUGCAAAGUGCUUCCGGGCUGAAGAUGUGGUGGAAUGGUGGAACUGCUUCGGAUCUGGAAGCAACCGCAUACGCGUUGCUGCUCAUGACCUCCAGGAAGUACCUGUUUAACGCAGCACCGAUAGUGAACUGGAUCAAAGGACAACCGUACCGUCGUGCGACACCGGCCAUUACGCCCAACUCUCAUAUCGCGCUCCGUGCACUGAUAGAAUAUGCGAAGCACACCACGUUUCUGGAGAAGCGGUACAAUGCGACGAUCAUUGCAGGUGGCAAGUCUGGUGUGCUAGCUCGUCAGGAACUGCGCCACGAUAGCGGCAACCACGUGUUGACGCUACCGCCUGCAACCCGAUCGGUAAGCUUCACGAUCAGUGGCACCAUUUCGGGUGCGAUGGAAAUUAACUACAGCUACAUGGAGAGUGUAACGCUGCGAACGGCAAAGUUCGACAUCGAGCUGCAUCGGUACGACACCUCCAACGAGGACUAUACCGAUUGGCGCGUUUGCAUUCGCUUCCUGCCGAAAGGGUUCUACGAGAAGACGCGUAUGGUCACGUGCGAAAUUUCGUUCCCAACCGGGUACAUCGCACUGGACGACAGUGUGGAUGAGUUGAGUCAACGCGAUGAUGUGGUGACUACCGUGCUGAGAAACGAUGAAACACAACUGUCGAUUACGUUCGAAGAGAUUGGCGUACAGCAGAGAUGCUUCAAUGUGACCGGCUUUCGGCGGAACGUGGAAACUCGGCAGCUGCCGGGAACUAUUAAGGUGUUUGAUGUUACUGAUGCGUCCAAUGUUGCAUUCAAGCAGAUGGGUACUCAAGCCUGACAAGGAACAUAGGACUUAUAUUUGAUAGUUGUAAUGAAACAACAGAAUAAAAACAACAAAAAAUGGGGGAAAGAAAUAUUUUCCAUAUUUAAAUCGUUAGUUAUAACAGUAAAGUAUAACAGUAAAUUCGAUUAGAACCGGAGCCUCAAGAGGUCUUAACUUGCCAUUGCCUUGCCAUUUCUUGAUUUAGCUAGAUACUUAGUCUUGCGAACGGGAGGACGGCCGAUUACUUAUUUGAAAUUAUAACUAACAAAUUUGAAUAAGUAGUGAAGUCUACUCGCAGGUUGAAGAACUCAUUUUUCGUCAUUUUCGCCAAAUUGGAGGGAUUUACAUUGUUUAUCGCUAAGAAUUAGUCAAACUCAAACUAACGUGCGCGGAAUCGGGAUCUCGUUCAAAUUAUACAACUUGAGGGAAGCUUUGUAGAAGUGAUAUGUAAUAAACCACCAAAAGAAUAGCAGAAAACAUUUUUCA